AUGGAGGGGAAUCCUUUAAAUGAAAUCGACAAAAUUCGCAGUCAAAAAGUCGUAUACCUGAAUCCCAAAGAUACAAUAAAAACUGUAAUUCCUGGUCCUACCAAGCUGCCUUACAUAGGAAAUCUUUAUGAAAUGAUGCCAGACAUGAACGCUGCAUUUCUUCGUUUCUUCGAAAAAUAUGGUCCCGUAGUCGAUGUCAAUAUCAUAGGAAAUAGAGUUAUAGCAACCUGCGACCCAGAGGUCGCCGAACUUUUUGUCAAAGAAAACGAAUACUUUACCAAAAAAAUCAAGGCCGCUCUGAAGGAAAUCAAACUUUUUGCGGGACAAGGUUUAUUUACAACCGAUACUAGUGAUCCCGACUGGAAGCUGGCUCACAAGUUGCUCAUGCCCGCAUUCAGUCCUCGUGCUAUCAAGGUUUAUCAAAAAGAAAUGGGCAUCAUUGCCCAGGAUACGAUCCGUAUCUUUGAACAAUACAAACCAGACGAGAAAGUAGACAUCCUCCACUGGACUACAAACCUCACUUUCGAGACCAUUGGCAAGAUCGGUUUCGGCUAUGAAUUUGGGCUUCUCGAAAAACGUGAAGCACCCCCACAUCCUUUUAUUGAAGCUAUGGCCUAUUGUCUUAAGCAGAGUAUAGCUCGUUUCCUUCAGGCUCAAUUUAUCAAGAGCCUUCCUCUCGAAAUGAACCGUCGCUAUGACCGUGAAGUAAAACUCAUGCAUACCAUCGUUGACGAGGUUAUCAAGGAACGCAAGCAGAGCAAGGAUGCCAAUGAUAUCGAAAAGGAUCUCCUGGGAUUCAUGUUGAACGCCCGCGACGAGCAUCAUCAGGGUCUUUCUGACGAAAACAUCCGUGACCAGGUCGUUACUUUCUUGAUCGCCGGCCACGAUACCACAGCCAACACUCUUGCCUGGUUCCUCUACGAAAUCUCUCGCCAGCCUGAUAUCGAAGCCAAGAUUCUUCAGGAGAUCGCAAAUGUUGGCAUCACACAUACAGACCUGCCUUGCUCUGAACAAAUCAGCAAACUUAAAUAUAUCCACAUGUGUCUCAAGGAAACCCUUCGUAUGCACCCCCCUGUGCGUGCUCUAGGAAAGUACUGUCAGCAGGAUUGCAUUAUCCCUGGUGGGUACAAAAUCGAGGCUGGUACUUCUGUAUCUGUUCAACUCUAUGGUCUUCACAUGAACCCCAAGGUCUAUCCCGAUCCAUACAGAUUCGAUCCCGAACGUUGGACUCCUGAAGAAGAACAGAAGCGUUCAAAGGCUGCAUGGCUACCCUUCAGCACUGGUCCUCGUGCAUGCAUCGGCAUGGCUUUUGCUCUCCAGGAAGCCAAGACUGUUAUCGCCAUGCUCUUAAACCGUUUCAAAUUCUGUUAUGAUGGUCCUCCUGUCAAGUAUGAUCCUAAGCAGCCUACAACCAAGCCUGUAGACUUGUUUAUGACAAUCCAUGACCGUACCGACUUCCCCGAAUCUUCUAUCAAUCCC
Messenger RNA from Phycomyces blakesleeanus NRRL 1555(-), 1479 nucleotides. Its product is annotated as CYP5205 protein. Gene Ontology annotation, molecular function: oxidoreductase activity, acting on paired donors, with incorporation or reduction of molecular oxygen; monooxygenase activity; heme binding. Lineage: Eukaryota; Fungi; Mucoromycota; Mucoromycetes; Mucorales; Phycomycetaceae. The annotation marks the transcript as partial. The record is from RefSeq and is a predicted model, not a curated record. The transcript is spliced from 4 exons.